Molecule: messenger RNA, 1753 nt
Organism: Cicer arietinum (chickpea)
Lineage: Eukaryota; Viridiplantae; Streptophyta; Magnoliopsida; Fabales; Fabaceae
Product: probable serine/threonine-protein kinase PBL23
Biological process (GO): protein phosphorylation
Molecular function (GO): ATP binding; protein kinase activity
Source: RefSeq, a predicted model, not a curated record
AAGUGGAUCCUAAGAAAAAUUAACCACUUUCUAAAAUCCUAUAUUGAGAAACUUUGCACAAUGACAUUAAACAACAAUUACUCCCUAACGGUUAUUUUUUAAUUAGUAUGUUUGGUUUGACAAAGUCAUCAUUUAUUCUCCUAACAAUGGCCUUUUGAAGAACAAUGAAACUUUUGAAGCCAAAACUCAUAGGAUCAUUUUGAUUUUGAAGGGCCAAGAGGUUUGAAUUAAAAACAUUUAAAUUUUCAUAACCAACUUAUGAGUGUCCAAUUGUUACCUUAAUCUAACAUAGCUUAAUGUCUACAUGCUAUAAGGUAUUGAUUUUGAAAAGCUAAUGCAAGAACUUUGCAAUAUUUUAAAUGUGGGUUUGGUCAAAUCAAAUAUUUAAGUGUGGAAAAUGAGUUUCUUUUCAUGUUGUACAUCACCACAAGAGAAGAACAACAAGAACUCAUCGAAGAAGAACAUCAAGAACAAUCGUGACAUUUGUUUUAAAUCUGAUAGUGGCAAAAGGAAGUACUUAGAGGAAGAAGUCACAAAACCUGGAAAUGGAAAUAUUACUUCUAAGAUAUUUUCUUACCAUGAGCUAUGUGUUGCAACUAAGAAUUUUCACAACAGCAACAUGGUUGGUGAAGGAGGAUUUGGGAGAGUAUACAAAGGACGCAUUAAAAGCCUAGACAAUAAGGUUGUUGCUGUAAAGAAACUUAAUAGAGAUGGAUUUCAAGGAAGCAGGGAAUUUCUUGCAGAGGUUUUGAUUUUGAGUUUCUUGCAUCACUCUAACCUUGUCAAUUUAGUAGGGUAUUGUUCUGAAGGUGAUCAAAGGAUUUUGGUAUAUGAGUACAUGAUCAAUGGUUCUUUAGAAGAUCACCUUUUUGAGUUACCUUCUGGGGGAAAGCCUUUGGACUGGAAUACUAGAAUGAAAAUUGCAGAAGGUGCUGCAAAAGGACUUGAAUACUUACAUGCAGAAGCAAAUCCACCGGUGAUAUAUCGCGAUUUCAAAGCAGCAAACAUACUAUUAGACGAAAAUUUCAAUCCAAAACUAUCUGAUUUUGGCCUUGCAAAGCUUGGCCCGACAGGCGAUAAAACGCAUGUGUCGACUAGAGUGAUGGGAACUUAUGGCUAUUGUGCACCUGAGUAUGCUUCAACAGGUAAAUUGACUACAAGGUCAGAUGUUUAUAGCUUUGGAGUAGUGUUUUUAGAGAUGAUCACAGGGAGAAGAGUGCUUGAUUAUUCAAGACCAUCUGAAGAGCAAAACUUAGUCACUUGGGCAUUACCACUACUAAAAAACAAAAGAAAAUAUACAUCAAUAGUUGAUCCAUUGUUAAAAGGAAACUACCCAAUGAGGGGUUUAUUCCAAGCACUAGCAAUUGCAGCAAUGUGUCUAUUGGAGGAUGGUAGUGCUCGACCUUUGAUUGGUGAUGUAGUUACAGCUCUUGGAGUUUUAUCAAAGAGACAUGUACAAGUUGGUAAACAAAAACAUUCAAAUGAAACUUGUGAUGAGCAUGGAGAAUGCAGUUGACAAAUGAUCAUAUGAAAGAUUAGAGGUCCUAUAAGUUUUGUGAAUCAUUCUAUCACAUUUCAUUGUGUUGCCACUAGGUGUCAUUGUGAAGAUCAAGACAAUUACCAUAUUUUUUCAUGUUCAAUGUUUAUUUUUUUAGUAGUAGUAGUAUUAGACUUUGAUAAUAGAAAUAAUUAAGAUUGAUAUUUAGUUUAUAAUUGCGUAUUCUGAGGUUCUUCAAUAAAACUUCUUACAAUA